This is a messenger RNA of Cryptococcus amylolentus CBS 6039, 792 nucleotides long. RefSeq lists its product as hypothetical. The coding region runs from base 1 to 792 and encodes 263 amino acids. The transcript is spliced from 3 exons. NCBI's taxonomy places the organism in Eukaryota, Fungi, Basidiomycota, Tremellomycetes, Tremellales, Cryptococcaceae. The record is from RefSeq and is a predicted model, not a curated record.
AUGAAGCUCACUCUCCCCCUCACCGUCUCCCUCUCCCUCCUCGCCUCUCUCGCCACCGCCUCCCCGACCCCUCUCAACACCGACAACGCCCUCGCAGCCCGCGAACAGUCGGGCCACCUUAUUGCUGCCCGCAACGUCGCCGCUGCCGCCCACGUGGCGGACUACGUCCUCAAGCGACAGGACGACGCGUCCGCUGACAGUGGUGCCACGACCGGCGAUGGGAGCGACGAUGGGAGUGACGAUUCCUCGUCGGAUGACUCGGGCACGUCUGAUACAGACUCUGGCGACGAUGGCUCGGACGAUUCUUCGGACGAUUCUUCGGCCUCUGCGACGGACUCUUCUACCGAUGACGGAAGUGCUGAGGCGACCGAUUCGACUUCGGACGACGGAAGUGCCGAGGAAACCGACUCGAGCACUGACGAUGCUGCUGCCUCUGCCACCGACUCGAGCUCUGAAGAUGGUACCGGCGAGGCUACUGCCAGUGCGACCGACUCUUCUGAGGGUACCGAAGAGACGGCUUCUAGUACCGCCGAAGGCUCCUCUAGCGCCGCGGCCACGACUUCGGCCAACACUGCCAGGUCUUCCGGCUUGACCAAGUACAACACCACUACAAGGGCCUCGUCCAGUGUCGUCGGCACUUCGGCUGCUCAGACUACCGGGGCCGCCUCCUCUUCUUCCGCCUCUUCCAGCGCCGGUCAGCUCGGUGCUGCCAUCCCCGCUGGUUUCAGUGGUCUCUCCUUCCUCUCUUUGGCUGUCGCUGGCGGUCUUGGAGCUGCUCGAAUUCUCUUUUAG